Molecule: messenger RNA, 1511 nt
Organism: Condylura cristata (star-nosed mole)
Lineage: Eukaryota; Metazoa; Chordata; Mammalia; Eulipotyphla; Talpidae
Gene: LEPROTL1
Product: leptin receptor overlapping transcript-like 1
Exons: 4
Coding region: 100-495 (131 amino acids)
Biological process (GO): negative regulation of growth hormone receptor signaling pathway; late endosome to vacuole transport via multivesicular body sorting pathway
Cellular component (GO): endosome
Source: RefSeq, a predicted model, not a curated record
GCACUUCCGGGUGUUGUCUGGCCGCCGCCGCCGCCGCCGAGCGUCUCGGGUCUCCCGGCCGCCUCCUCUGGUCCCAGAGCCACGAGCGACGUCACCGCCAUGGCUGGCAUCAAAGCUUUGAUUAGUUUGUCCUUUGGAGGAGCGAUUGGGCUGAUGUUUCUGAUGCUUGGAUGUGCCCUUCCAAAAUACAACCAAUACUGGCCCCUGUUUGUUCUCUUUUUUUACAUCCUUUCACCUAUUCCAUACUGCAUAGCAAGAAGAUUAGUGGACGAUACAGAUGCUAUGAGUAAUGCAUGUAAGGAACUGGCCAUAUUUCUUACAACGGGCAUUGUUGUGUCAGCUUUUGGACUCCCGAUUGUAUUUGCCAGAGCACAUCUGAUUGAGUGGGGAGCUUGUGCACUUGUUCUCACAGGAAACACAGUCAUCUUUGCGACUAUACUAGGCUUUUUCUUGGUCUUUGGAAAUAAUGAUGACUUCAGCUGGCAGCAGUGGUGAAAAGAAUUUCUGAACCAUUGUCAAGUGGACUUCUUGUCAUUUGUUGGUCAUCCAUGCACACAGGAGAUGGGGCAGUAAUGCUGAAUGGUAUAGCAAGCUCUUGGGGGUAUUCUAGGUGCUCCCUUCUCACUUUUAUUGUAAGCAUACUAUUUUCACAGAGACUUGCUGAAGGAUUAAAAGGAUUUUCUCUUUUGGAAAAGCUUGAUUGAUUUCACACUUAAUAUUGUAUGCUGUUUGUGGUGUCCUGCUGAACUCAAGUAUUUGUGUUUUCCCUUUCAGUAUUUUUUUUUUUAACCAAUAUGCAAUGUUAAACAUUUUUUUAAAUGUAAUAACCAUUUGCAUUGGUUAAGAAUUCAGAAUUCUGGCUGUAUUACUGGGCUGAAUUACAUCUUUUCUCUUAAAAUAAUUUAUAAACACCAUUAUUUCAAAAAGUUCUAAAAAUAAGUUUUCAAUCAGUCAGGAUUACAUCACUCCCAAUUUUAUGCAAACAUGCAGACCUUAUAGAUUAUAUACUCAGAGCAAAUAUAGCUGCAUUUAUACCUCAGAGGGGCCAAGUAUUAAUGCCCGUGCCCUCCAUAAAGGGUUGCUGGUUUUGCCAGUAAGCAGGUGUUUUGUGUAUUGAAAAUUAUUUUAUGUGAUUGUUAUAAAGAAGUGCUUUUCUUCUCAAUUGUUAGAAUUUAUUAUUAAACCUAAGGGUAUAAAAACUGAUUUUGAAAUACAGUUUUUAUUUAUGUUUAUUAUAAUUAGAGUGAGUUGCAUUGUAGAAAGAAACUAUUGAAAUUCCAUUUUUUGAAUCCUGUAUCUAUUUAUAAGUGAAGUGAAACUUGAUCUUCUAUCAGUCUUUCAUGUUUGCCAUGGAUAAAAUGGGCAUACAUGGAACUACUACUGAUAAUGGACAGUUGUAUGUUCGUAUCACAUAAUGCCAGAAAGUCCUUUCCCUGCUUCCUUCUUUUAACUUAUUUUAUAUGUUACAUAUGUUAAGUAAAAUAACUUCUCAAAUAUAGUUUAAUACACUU